This is a messenger RNA of Zea mays, 2423 nucleotides long. Its product is annotated as probable protein phosphatase 2C 31. The transcript has 4 exons. The coding region runs from base 334 to 2178 and encodes 614 amino acids. Gene Ontology annotation, biological process: protein dephosphorylation. The record is from RefSeq and is a predicted model, not a curated record. Gene Ontology annotation, molecular function: protein serine/threonine phosphatase activity. Lineage: Eukaryota; Viridiplantae; Streptophyta; Magnoliopsida; Poales; Poaceae.
AUCUCAAAGCCUUUAGUGCCUUAGAAAACCUUCCCAUAAAAAUUAGAUAGUGCUAUAGGAACCGAAGCCUCAUCGGUCUUUGGUAGCCUACAAGCCCUUCCAUGAGAAUGGGCAAGACCAUGUAGAGAAACCAUAGGGUUUUUAGAUUUGAACCCCGAGCAAGAGCGCCACAUUCACUCCAAGGACAAGGAGGGCCUGCCCCUCACCGCAUCACUCUGACUCAAACUACAGUCAACUCGCAUAAACAAAUUAUCUUCUACCGGUCUACCCUACCCUCCCUUUCACAGAAGGUCAAAACUCCUGAUCCCAAAAUCCAAAGCCCAAGAAAACAAAAUGGGUAAUGCCAUCACCAAGAACCCAUGCUUCUCCGGCGAACCGUACGCCGCCGCCGUCACGUCGGACCCGCUCCCGGACGACAGCCAUGGUCAUUCCUUCACCUACGUGCCAUCGGGCGGCGCCUUCGACCAGCCCCCGACGGCUGCCGCGACGUCGUCGGAGUCGUCGCUCUUCUCUCUGUCCGGCGCCGCCAUCAGCGCCAAUCUGGCGACGUCUGGGUCAAUGCCGUCGUUCCGCAUGUUCAACGAGCUGACGUGGCCGCAGUCGACCGCGUGCACCUUCGAGAGCUCGCGAUCCUUCGCCGCCGUGCCUCUCCUGGCGCCGCCGCGUACGCUGUCCAUGUCGGGGCCGGUCCAGUUCACGUCCGGCCGUUUCUCCGAGGCAUCCGGUUCCGCGUCCACCAUCUCCGGCACGCCCUCGGGCCGUGCAUUCAUGUCAGGUCCAUUUGACCGCUCCUCGUCCGCCUCCUCGUCCGCUGGGUUCCAACUGAGCGUUUCUCAGCUCAUCGCUGAGCGCCACGCCGCGCGCUCUCGCCUCCGUGAUGAGCGAUCCCUGCUACGGUUCUUCGUCGGUACGGCCUCCAAACUCCGGCUCGGGUCGCCGCGCUGUGGCCGCCGGCCAGAGGAACCUGCUCAGGUCUCCUUCAGCGAUGGGGACUCCCGCUCCCCGCCGAACGGCAAUGUGGAGUGGGCUCAGGGCAUAGCCGGCGAGGACCGCUUCCACGUCGCGGUGUCCGAGGAGCAUGGCUGGGUGUUCGUGGGGAUUUACGACGGGUUCAACGGCCCCGACGCGACCGACUACCUCUUCACCAACCUCUACGUCGCCGUGCACAACGAGCUCAAAGGCGUGCUCUGGGACGACAUUAUCCAAGCCGGCGACAGCGCCAGGUGCGGCCAGGAAGAUCAUGCGGCGGCAGGCAAUGCCGAACGCCUCCGUCUUGCUCAGGCCGACGGCGGCGGCGCGGAAGCGCCCACGCCAGGCAACAGCGCAGCAUCAGUGCACCGCGACGUGCUGAGGGCGCUGGCGCGGGCGCUGAAGAAGACGGAGGAGGCGUUCUUCGCGGCGGCGGAGGAACGCGCGGCCGAGAGCCCGGAGCUGGGGCUGAUGGGCUCCUGCGUGCUGGUCAUGGUGAUGAAGGGCACGGACGUCUACGUCAUGAACGUCGGGGACAGCCGCGCCGUGCUGGCGCGGAGGCCGGAGCCCGACCUGAAGAACGUCCUCGGCAAGGCGUCGCAGGACCUGCAGCAGUUCAAGGCCGACAUCGUGCGCGAGCUGGAGGCGCGCGAGGUGGACGGCCUGCAGGCCGUGCAGCUCACCCCAGAGCACAGCACCGCGGUCCAGGAGGAGGUGACGAGGAUCAAGGGCCAGCAUCUGAAUGACCGGAACGCCAUAGUCAAUGGCCGGGUCAAGGGGAAGAUCAACGUCACCAGAGCGUUUGGGGUCGGCUACCUGAAGCAGCCCAAGUGGAACAGCAGGCUUCUGGAAGCCUUCAAGAUCGACUACGUCGGCACGGACCCGUACGUGAGCUGCGCGCCGUCGCUGUGCCACCACCGCGUCGGGUCGCAGGACAAGUUCCUGGUGCUGUCCUCCGACGGGCUGUACCAGUACUUCACCAACAAGGAGGUGGUGGACCAGGUGGUGGAGGCGCUCACCGCCGCGGAGCCCGACGGCGACCCCGCGCAGCACCUCGUCGGGGAGCUCGUGCACCGCGCCGCGAGGAAGGCCGGCAUGGAGUCGCGCCAGCUGCUGGACAUCCCGCGCGGCGAGAGGAGGCACUACCAUGACGACGUCUCCAUCAUCGUCAUCUCGUUCGAGGGGCGGAUCUGGAGGUCGUCUGUCUAGAGGCGUCUCGUGGUUUACAUGAGAUGAGAAGAGAUGGAUGAGGCGGUCGACAGUCUCAAGGGUGUGACGGACCAGGAACUGCUGUGUUUCGUUCGUUCUUGCCGAAACUGUUGUACAUAGUUCCGAUAGAUAGGCUUAUGCAAUCCCCAAAACAAAGAAGAAAAGAUAAUGUAGUGCUAGUAUGUAAUUAGGGUCCGGUUUCGCAUGAUUGCGAUCGAAAGAAAGGGUAACAGAAUAUUUUAAUA